Macrosteles quadrilineatus (aster leafhopper) is the source of this 4692-nucleotide messenger RNA. It is a transcript of the gene Cortactin, whose product is annotated as src substrate cortactin. Gene Ontology annotation, biological process: regulation of actin filament polymerization. Gene Ontology annotation, molecular function: actin filament binding. Lineage: Eukaryota; Metazoa; Arthropoda; Insecta; Hemiptera; Cicadellidae. The transcript has 12 exons. Bases 140 to 1636 code for a protein of 498 amino acids. Gene Ontology annotation, cellular component: cortical actin cytoskeleton; site of polarized growth; plasma membrane. The record is from RefSeq and is a predicted model, not a curated record.
GCGGGUCACAGUGUCACAGUACUCACACUACAGUGUCGCCACAGUUUAUUUUGUUUGAAGUGGUUUGUUGGUUAUGUGUCACAUCUCUAUUUAUAUUAUUUGAGUUAUUAGGAGCACAAACUCAAGGCCUACCUGCAAAAUGUGGAAAGCUAGUGCAGGACACAACGUUGAGCCACAGAAACUGAAUAAUGAUAAUGAUGACGAUUGGGAGACUGAUACCGAUUACGUCAACGAAAUCACUGAGGAGGAGCAGAGAUGGGGAACGUCUGGCCGAACAGCUGGUGCUAUCGAUAUGAACAAACUCCGUGAAGAAGUAGCAUUGGCUGAUGCCACCAGGAAGAAAAAAGAAGUUAAUGAAGCUACGUUUGGAUAUGGUGGGAAAUUUGGAGUCCAGAAAGACAGGAUGGACCAGUCAGCGGUCGGCCAUGAUUACGUUGCUAAGCUGGAGAAGCAUGCAUCACAGAAGGACUACAGCACUGGGUUUGGAGGCAAAUUUGGAGUGCAGACGGACCGAACUGACAAGAGUGCUGCUGGAUGGGACUACAUUGAGGCUCCCCAGAAGCACGCGUCACAAGUAGACUACAGGUCAGGCUUCGGAGGCAAGUUCGGGGUACAAUCUGACAGACAAGAUAAGUCCGCAGUGGGCUGGGACCAUGUGGAGAAAGUGCCAAAACACGAAUCUCAAACCGACUACGCUGUGGGUUUCGGAGGCAAGUUUGGCGUACAGGCGGACAGACAGGACAAGUCCGCAGUGGGCUGGGACCAUGUGGAAACUGUUCCUAAACAUGAGAGCCAACUUGACCAUAACAAGGGGUUCGGUGGAAAGUUCGGCGUGCAGGAGGACAGAGUUGAUAAGUCAGCUCACAACUUUGCUGAUGAGCCUCAACCAGUCGGAACACGAUAUCAGAAAGAGAAGCCCGAGAUUGGGUCUGUAAAACCAUCCAAUCUAAGAGCCAAAUUUGAAAAUUUGGCAAAACAAGGUGAAGAAGAGGCCAGGAGGAAAGCUGAGGAAGAGAGGAAAAAGAGGAGAGCACAAGAGUUGCAAGAAGAGAAAGAAGCUAGGGAAAGAGAAGAAAGGAGGCUGAGAGAAUUGAAGGAAAAAGAGGCAGCCACGGUGAAAGCCCCUCAACCAGUCACUAAGGUUGCUCCAGUACAAGAUGAACUGGCCGAGGAACAUCUGAAGAACUACCUGGAGAAGGAAGAACCAGUGAGAAUAACACCAGCUCAACCUCCGGUGGUGGUAGCGGAACAUCCGGCUCCCAAGGCUGUGGAAGUUGUAGUACAACCAGAACCACAACCAGUGAAACAGCCUGAAGUAAGGCAACCGGUACCAGUACAACCUGUACCAGCACAACCGGUACCGGUACAACCUGUACCAGCACAACUGGUACAGGCACAACCUGAACCUGAGGUGGAGCCUGAACCCGAGGUGGAAGGAGUAGAGAAUUAUGAACUAGAGGAAACCGGCUACUCUGCCGUCGCACUUUACGACUACCAAGCGUCUGCCGGUGAUGAAAUAUCAUUUGAUCCAGAUGAUGUGAUAACGAACAUUGAAAUGAUUGAUGAAGGCUGGUGGAGAGGCUACUGUAGGGGUCAGUACGGACUAUUUCCUGCAAACUACGUCAUCCUUCAGUAAAUAAGCUCAACAUGACUCAAAACGUAUUCAACAAGGAAGCGAAUAUUUUUAUCGAAUGACGUUGGCCUACAAUAGUAGGUGUUAUGUACAAAUGUUUUAUUGUGGUAUUUGAAUUUGUAUUCCUAGGGAACGGCAGAUUAAUAAUAUUGUAUUUUAGUUUAUUAUCUAUGCAAGAGAAAGUGGAUGUGUUGUAGGGCCUCUUUAAUUCCUUAUGCAAUUGGAAGUGACAUUUUCAUCCACUCAGCACAUAAAAUCCUGCUGGGCAGGGCCGCCCCGAGGGUAAUAGACACCCGGGGCGAGAUUUAAAUUUUCGCCCCUUCCCAAAAAAGGUAUUUGGGGGUUUGCGUCUUCAGCCGUCGUUAGACCCAACAUCCGAUAUAUCGAUAUUGAACGUUUUGCAUAGUAUUCUUUAUAAAUGUAACAACUAAACUGAACUAAAUUAGGCUACUAAAAACAUUGAAUCUACGACCAUAGAUAAAACAUACUGGUACUAUGUUUUAUCUAUGCUACGACUGACAACGGACAUCACAAAACGACUAUGAGUUGACGUGAGUUUGUUGAGCUUUGAGGUUAGAAACAAGCAAGUGUAUGUGGGGCGUCGCGAAUACGCAGUGAGUAUCUUGGCCUCGCAGUAUUGCCAAUUUUUAAGUCACAUGCCAGAUGUAAAAGUAGUAAUAGUACGAGUUGUAUAUUAAAUAACGGUAUUUAUUUUAUAAAUAAAACGAAAGCUAUCUUGCCUUUUUUUUAAUAGUCAUUGUCAUUGAUUACAUGUUUGCGAGUUUCCGGUAAAAUAUUUGUUUGCGGUUUGCCAAUAACAUUGUUACAUUUUUACCUUCCAAAGCCCCUAGCUGCGGCGCCCAGGGCGGUCGCUCCUCUCGCCCUGCCCUCGGGGCGGCCCUGCUGCUGGGAUGAAAAUUAAACACAAAAAUAACCUAAGCUUGUUACUUUUGUGUGAGUGAAAUGAAUUCCAACCAAUAUUUUUUCAAACACUUUAGGACAGUUUAAAAAAAUCUUUAAAACUAAAAACUUCCAUAGGGGUUAUGACUGCCUUCUUUUAAAAGUGUUUCAGUUUCUAUCAAUACAAAAUGCCAAUGGCGUAGACGUUUGAAAUAAAAACAUCAUGACAAAAAGAGCACAAUUUAAUCUAUAGUAGGGACCACAAGGGUCUGCAGUUGAGGGAGGAGCCUAUUUACCAUGUGACUUCGAAGGAGCCAAUGAGGACAGUGUGGUGUUACCAAAUCUAAUAAUACCAGCAGAUUUGAAAAUACUGUAUAGUAUUUUAAUAAGUGUCGUCUACGGGCGAUAUGGCAACCUCGCACUAGCCUUGUCUUGUGAUUGGCUGCCGCCAACCAAUGACUCUGGUGGUCUUUCUAGUGUUUUUGGUAUAGUUUUAAUACCUUAACACAUUUUAGGAUUGCACAAAACCCUCUUACGGUAAAAUCUAAUGCACUUGAUGUCAGGGGUAAUAUAUAAAAACCUUUACUCAAAUAUUGUAUUUAAAUUUUAAUGGAUAGCUUUUUUGGCCUUUGGGUACAUAAAAAAAAAAAUAAAUGAAUCGGUCUCAGGUCUAUGUUAAGCCAAAAUAGCUUAUUUCCCAUAUAAUAAUUGGCUAAAAUUAUUAAAAAAAAUAGGCAUACCUCAAGCUUAAUUAGCUCUAAAAUUCAAAGGGACGAACGUUUCAAAACACUCUGAAAUUAGUUCAAUAAGACAGUAAUAACUAUGCAUAAAAUCUAUAUAUUAAUAGGCAAGCAUGUUUCUCUGAAACCUUUUUUCUCAGCUUGUGUGGAUCGGAGGGAAAAUCCACGCAUACUGUUUUAGAGAUAUUUUCCUGUAGAUGUGCAGAAUCCCUUUACAAAUAAAAAUAGUCUCAAAAUAAAAUACAAAAAAUGAAUUUAAAAUUAAAAAAUUAACAUGGACCUUAUGAGUUGCCAAGCUGGUGACGAAAUAACUACGAAAUAUAAACAGAAAAUAAAAAAUUAAAGAAAUUCCAGUCACAGGUCGGGGUGAAAAUAGAAAAGUCUGUACAUUACAUAUUUUUGGUUGAGUUUUCGACCACUGGACGACCUCUAGUAUUAUUUAAUCAAUGUUUUCAGUCGUCCAUUCCAUGAAGAAACUACUAUUGUACCAAAUAUUAAAAUGUUUUCUGCAAGUAGGAUGGCCAGAUGUUAAAAUCCAUUUGGCAUUAUGCCUGUGUUUUAUGUAGGUUUUAUUAUAUUGUACAGUAUUUUUUAUAUUUAAAAAUAAUUAUGUUUAUAUUUUGGUGUUAGUAACCCUUAUUACUGUUAUAAUUAAUAACCUUAAUUAUUAUUUCCUUAUAGCGUCAUGUAACUUUAAUAAAAAGUAUAUCGUUAUCUAUUACAUAUCUGUUAUAAUUAAAAUAAAUUGUGUUUAUGUCAAUUUAUAUUAAGCUGAUUUUUAUGUACUUAAUCAUCCAAAAAUUGUACACGCUCUUUUCAACAACUUGGAAAAAAAUAUGAAUUAUUGUCUAUUGUAUCUAGGAUUGUCUUUUGAGUCUAAAUAAUAAAUAUUUUUAAAUAUGAAUUAUAUUUGUAAGGGAUGAAAUGACAAAGUAAUUUAUAUGAAUAGGGUUGAUUUAUUAAAAUGGUUAAAUGAGAACUAGUCAGGUAUUAUUAUAUAAGCUGUUUUCGUAUUAUUAAUAAAAAAUAAAGUUUACUAGUGUUACAUUUUAUUGAAUAUGACAAGUAUUUGCCAUUUAUUAUGUUUUGCUUUUUCGAUUAGCUAAUGCUUUGACUUUGUGUAAUUUGGUUUGUAGGACGCUAUUUCAUUAUUAUUUAAGUGUUCCAGGAUAUAUUAUCAUUAUUCUUCCCAGUAUUUUAUAAGUUAUGUAUAUUAGCCUAUUUUGUGCAAUACAAUAUAAUUUUUAUAUAAUAAACGUGAUUUAAAUAUAGCAUUUUUGUAUUAAACUAUGUUAAUCAGUCAAACAAUCGAUAUCAAUUAAAUAAGUUUAAUUACUGUAUUUAUUUGUUAGUGCUGUUUAAAUAGAUUGUUUUAUAGUAUUGACUUGUAUUUUUUAACUAUCAUAAGCUUAAUAAAAA